This is a messenger RNA of Malassezia pachydermatis, 333 nucleotides long. RefSeq lists its product as hypothetical. Lineage: Eukaryota; Fungi; Basidiomycota; Malasseziomycetes; Malasseziales; Malasseziaceae. The record is from RefSeq and is a predicted model, not a curated record. The coding region runs from base 1 to 333 and encodes 110 amino acids. The transcript is spliced from 4 exons.
AUGAGCGCACGUCGUGUGGACAAGACGGACCCACGCAAUGCCGGCGCCGUUCGGCCCGUGACUGUGCCUACCGCAUGGAUAGAGGACUGGAACCUCUCGACGUACGAGGCCGUAAUGAGCAGUCUAACUCUGUUGGCUUCAACCUCUGUCAUCUCGCCUCUCCCAGAUCUUACGUCGCUAGGCCUGCUGUUUGCUACGGCGCUGAUUAUCAACAUCAAGCCGCAUGCGCCGAAGAAGGAAAACACGGACGUCGCGUCCAACGCGUAUGCCAGCUUGUUCUUCGCAACCCUCGUGACGCUCUUUCUCGCGUUCCGUAAGCUGCUGGUUGUGUAA